Antechinus flavipes (yellow-footed antechinus) is the source of this 13837-nucleotide messenger RNA. RefSeq names its product ATPase phospholipid transporting 11A (gene ATP11A). The record is from RefSeq and is a predicted model, not a curated record. Gene Ontology annotation, biological process: phospholipid translocation. Gene Ontology annotation, molecular function: magnesium ion binding; ATP binding; ATPase-coupled intramembrane lipid carrier activity. Gene Ontology annotation, cellular component: recycling endosome; trans-Golgi network; endoplasmic reticulum. Lineage: Eukaryota; Metazoa; Chordata; Mammalia; Dasyuromorphia; Dasyuridae. Bases 5072 to 8725 code for a protein of 1217 amino acids. The transcript has 30 exons.
UUCAUCAUCUGAUGGGACAAGAUGGUCUGCGAAACACCUUCUAGCUCUAUGAUCUUUGGAUUCUAUGAGGAGAGAUUUCAUGAGUUCAAAUACUUACUGCUUGUGUGACCUCGCUUUACACUUAACCUUGAAAGUUAAGCCUCAGUUCCUCAUUUUUUCAAAUGAGGGGUUGGAUUUGUCUUUUCUACCUCUAAAAUUAGGAAGCUCAGAGAAUAAACUAAGGGAGGCUUCAGUGUUUUGUUUUUUUUUUUUCCUAUAGCUAAAUAUCUGAUUCUGUGAAUGGAGAUCUUGUACUAGAGAGAGAAAUUUAGAUAAGGGAGAUUAAUCCAUUUUGGAGGGCUUUGAUUCUAUACUUGAUCCUUUCUUUCUUUCUUGUUAAGUGCCUUGCCCAAAGUCACACAACUUCUAACUGUUAAAUGUCUGAGUCUGAAUUUGAACUCAGCCACCUAACUGCCUCUUAAUCUUUUCUUGAAACAGCAGAAAGCCAUUGUGAAUCCUUGGGAAGAGGAAUGACAUAAUUAUAAAAACAGUAUAGAAGAUAUUCAGGAUGGACUGGAGGUAGUAUUAUUGGAGGUCUGGAGGCCAACUAAAAAGUCAUUGAACAAUGAAUCUUUGUUUAGUUUAGAAACCAUGAACAAUAAAAUAAUUUUCUGUGUUAAAAGCUAAGGGAGGCAAUUUUCUUUUAAUGAAGAUUUGAGGUAAUUGGAGAGAAGAUGCCACAAUAACUGACUUUGCUGCUUAAUAUAUUAGAAGGUCAAGAACAAAAACAGAGUAGGUCAGAUUUAAGCUCAGCUUUUCACACCUAUAUUGGUUAUAAAAUGUUGCUAGGAUCUGGUUAUGGUUUUUUAUUUCAAAGGCUAAAGCAUUUGGAGUUAGUGGGUGGUUUCUUAUUUGCUUUUACUCUUUCAUUAUCCAGGAAUCUGGUAAGUCUGGCUUUUGGGAGCCCAAGGAAAUCAUUUGUUCUUUAAAUUUUCUAAAGUUUUACCUUUGCGAAGUGAAGAGAGAACUUGUCCAUGAAGUGAAAUUAAUUUCUAGUUGAUAUAAACAGAUUGAAAACAAGUGUUCUUCCUGUCACUAUCUCUUCCCUUCCCCCUUAUGGUAAUUUGAAGGAGACACUACAGAUGACUCACUUUCUGGAGAAUCCAGAUAAGUAAAGUAUGGUUGAAAGUAAAGCCUUAAUUAACAUUUGGCUUAAUCUAGGAUUCAUUAUUGCUAGUUUUAUUAUUCUAGGAUUUAUCUUUUGCAUCUUGAACAAAAAUCUGAACUAGAAAUCAGGCUAUCUGGUUCCUAGAAUUAAUGUGCUGCACUUUUAUUGAUUAAAAAAAUCAAAUGCUUUAAAAAAAGAUAACCUAUAUAACUUAUUAACUAAUCUUUUCUCCCUGUUUCUAAUAAAAAUGUGGUGAAUUUGAAAUCUAUGUCAUUACUAUUCUUUCCUGGAUUUAACUAUUUAAACUGGAGGUUGAAAAACAUAUUUAUUGCCACUGAUCCAUAAUAAAAGAAUAUGAUAAGGAGUUCACUUCUGCUGCUGCUUGCUGCCUGUUAGCUGUCAUAGCUAGUUGUUGGUUGCUCCUGGCUUCUGUUGCUGCUGCUAGAUGCUGGCAAUAAUUUAAAAACUAAUAAUUGUUUGUCAUUUUAUAGUUCUAAGGAUGUCUAAGGACAUCCAAGUGAGAAGUAGCAGAGAAAACCUGAAUUACUUUUAUACUCUUUGGAAGGACUUAUGUACUUCAUCGACUAGCUUAAACUCCUUUUUAGGGUUAGCCAACUAUAAGAUGUCAUUCUCCUUAUUAUAACAAUCUCCUUUUUGGGGUGAGUCCAUUUGCUAAAUAUUUCAAUAGCUAAUGCCUGUUAGAAUCCUAAAUUUCCAUUAGAAUUAGCCCUGUAAUCUCCCAUUUGCCAAGCUUUGAUAGUAUCUCUGCUAGUGAACUUGUAUUUCCCCUUAAUUACUAAAACCUCUUUCCGUUGCUAACUUCUCUUAGAGUUUUGCCUGCUCUUAGCAUCAUAACAAAAUCUUUGACCCCCUUAUUUUUUAUUUUAAUUAAUUUGUUAUAAUAUUUUAUUUUUUCAAAUACAUGCAAAGGUAGUUUUUAACAUACACCCUUGCAAAACCUUGUAUUCCAAUUUUUUAUAUCCCUCCUCUAGACAUCAUGUAAUCCAUAUAUUCUAUAAAUCCAAUAACCUAUAAAUUCUCUUGAGACAACUCAACACUAGCCUGAAAUCCCAGUAUACUUUUGGGGUCCACCACUCCUGGACCUCAACAGUGCCUUACAUUUGUAAAGUACUUUUGCAUUCAAUAUCUGCUUUGGUUCUUUGAAAAAUUCUGCAAGUGCCAACCUAAACUUUAUUGAUUUGGAAACUCAGGUUUAGAAAGAUUAAAAAAUUUGCCUAGGUUUUAGAAAUAGGGUAAAGCCAGGGCUGGAACUUUUGUCUCUUUCCUCCUCCCAUUUUCUCUUCCUUCUUUCUUUUCCCCCAGAAGAAAAAAAAAAGUAAACUUGAAGGCAGAAACUAUUUGAUUUGGGGGGGACUUUUUUUCUGGUAAAGAAUGGCAAAUAUUAGGCACUUAAUAAUGCAUGUUAAUUGAUUAAGUCCAUACUGGUCAUUCAAAAUUUGAUAUUUUUCUUUAAAAAAAUAAGAAAUACUCAACUUUCCUGCUUUAAAAUUAAUAAUAAGAACUGGGCAUUUGUUGAAAAAUUACCUGUGCAUAUGUUUUGUAAAUAAAAAGCUUUACUAAAAUAAAAAAAUUAAAGAAAUUAAAAAAAAAAAACAAAGAACUGGGCAUGGUUGUGACCAUGUUUGUUUUUCCCCAGUAAUACCAGCUGACCUGUCACAGAGUUCUGAAUUGCACUGGGCCAGGCCAAUCCCGUGCCCUUAAUAAUUUCAGCCUGGCGAGGCAGUCCUAAGAGAGUUGGAAUCUGUACCAAGUUAUUUAAGAAAGGGACAUUUAAGAGGCCCAGGCUGGGAAUUGGAACAAGUCAAAGUUCCUGGGUCAAUACAUAGUGGGAUUUGGGACCCUUUAAGUUUCCCUUGCACUUUUAGCCUGUGAGAGAUAGGGAAACCUAGUCUUAAAAAAUUAGUGACAAGAAAUAUAAGAUUUAAAUUUGUUAUAUAUAUGAUCCAUUAAUCUAUUAAUUUUGAGGAAAUCAAAAAAACACUUAUUUUGUACCUUUCAACUAGUUUAUAUGACUAUACUGUUCACAUUCAUAACACCUUUUGAGAGGAGUUUAUUUUUCUAAUACUAAAAAGAGAGAAUCCAGUACCCUUAUGAUUCUAUAUAUUUAACCAUUUACUGGAGCAAGAGAGGGCCUACAGCAAUUGGAUUUCUUAAUCUGUAACAUGAAGAUAGAUACUGGGAGGAAGAAAAAAAGGAAUAAAGACAAAACUAUUAUAUAACAACAUGAUUUUGUUCCACUUUGUUGCCCAAAAAAAAAAAAAAAAAAAAAAAGGUCUAUACAGAGGUGGGGAGAAAUAAUGGGAACAGGAGGGGGAAACACACCCGUAGAGGACAGCUUCUUAAUCUGAUGUUUAUGACGCCAGUUCUCUGUAUAGAUUUCAGAGAAAAUUCAUGUAUUUAAUAUUGUUGUUAUUGUUUUUAGCAUUUUGAUGACUGUAUUUCAGUAUGCUUUGUUUCCUUUGUAAUCUUAUAUACAUAUAUUUUAUUAUACCCAUUUAAAAGCAUUAUUCUGAGAAGAGAACCAUAGGCUUCACCAGACUGUCAAAGGCAUCUGUCCAUGACAACAACAACAACCAAAAAAAAAAAACCUUGCCAUAGAGUAGGAAAGGGAAGGAAAGUCUCCUAGUUGGUUCCAAAGUGAAUAUUUUACUUGAUUUAACCUUUUAUAUUAUUCCCCCGCUGUCUCUCAUGUAACAAGCUUUUUAAUGAAUCUGAUUGCCCUUAAUUCACAGCCUCUUUUAUUAAGGCUCUUAAAUUUUAAGUCUCCACUUUAAAUGGUAAGGUUCCAUCAUAAUAUCCUCUUUGAUGGAGGGAGGUGGUAAGUGAUGGUAGAAUUAUUCUGGAGCUUAUAGCACUGUGAAUAUGGUCAUAUCAUCUAGUGAGCUGGAUGGAAUCAAACUAAAAGAUUUAUAAUAUUCUGAUAAUAGAGUGUUUAAAUUCUUCCACUACUAUAUAUAUGUAUUUUUAAAAUUUCAUACUGUACUGUUGCUAACCUUUCUUAUAUUAAUGUACUUUAUGAAUUAUCCUUGAUGUGCAUAAAAUAAAAUUUAUUACAUGUUUUUUUAAAAAAGGAAGAAAAGAAAUCAAAUAAAAGAGUCAGUCCCCCAUAUUUACUUUAAUGCCUUUAAAAGACAUUUAUUAUUUUAAAAAUUAAGAUCUGCGCUGUACACGGCAACAGGAUUAUACAAUGAUCAAUUCUGAUGAACGUGGCUCUCUUCAACAGUAAGAUGAUUCAAACCAGUUUCAAUUGUGCAGUGAUGAAAAGCCAUAUACACCCAGAGAGAGAACUGUGGGAACUGAGUGUGGUUCACAACAUAGUAUUUUCACUCAUUUUGUUAUUGUUUGUUUGCAUUUUAUUUUGCUUCCCCCUCUCUUUUUUUUUCUGGUUUGAUUUGAUUUUUUUGGUGCAGGACAAUAGUUAUAUAAAUAUAUAUGCAUAUAUUGGAUUUAACUUAUAUUUCUACCAUGUUUAACAUAUAUUGGACUACUUGCCAUCUUGGGGAGGGUAUGGGGGAAACAGAGCGGGGGGGAUUGGAACACAGGGUUUUGCAAGGGCUAAUAUUGAAGAAUUGUCCACGCAUGUGUUUUAAAAAUAAAAAGCUUUAAUUAAAAAAACUGGAAAAGAUUUUUUAAAAAAAGGAAAAAAAAAUUAAGAUCUGUCUUUUUUCUCUCUUCACUUUUCCCAGUUGUGAAAACAAGAAAAAACAAAGCCCCUGUGGAAUCAAGCCAAACAAAUUCCCGCAUUGACCAUGUAUAUUUUUUUAAAAAUGAAAGACUCAUUCUUGAACUUUACUUUGAAAUCUUUGAACACUCACAAAGAGAUAUAGGAAUGUAUGAAACAUGUAUGUGAAGAAGCCCAUAUCACUAGAUUGUUAACAUCAAAGGACUUCUUUGUGAAACUCCAUGAUCAAAUCCAGUGAAUAUGGUAAAGCAGGGAUUGACUGUGAAGUGUGUUUCAUCUUGAUAAAGAGGAGAAAGAAGGUAGAAAGUCUUGUGUCUGGGAACAUAUGUGCUGGAGAAGAGAAUUGGGUUGAUAAUCGGACCAUCUAUGUCGGACACAAAGAACCCCCUCCAGGUGCUGAAGCAUACAUUCCACAGAAAUAUCCAGAUAAUAGAAUAGUCUCUUCCAAAUACACAUUUUGGAACUUCAUACCCAAGAAUUUGUUUGAGCAGUUCCGAAGAAUAGCCAAUUUUUAUUUUCUUAUCAUCUUUCUGGUACAGUUGAUUAUUGAUACACCCACAAGUCCAGUUACAAGUGGACUUCCUUUAUUCUUUGUCAUUGCUGUCACAGCUAUCAAACAGGGCUAUGAAGACUGGCUUCGACAUAAAGCAGAUAAUGCAAUGAACCAAUGCCCUGUCCAUUUUAUUCAGCAUGGCAAACUUGUCCGAAAACAAAGCCGGAAUUUAAGAGUUGGAGAUAUUGUGAUGGUAAAUGAUGGUGAAACCUUUCCAUGUGACUUAAUAUUUCUUUCUAGUAGUAGAGAGGAUGGAACAUGUUAUGUUACAACAGCCAGCUUGGAUGGUGAAUCAAGUCAUAAAACUUAUUAUGCAGUUCAAGAAACAAAGGGAUUUCAAACUGAAGAAGAGAUCGACAACUUACAUGCUACUGUUGAAUGUGAACAACCUCAGCCUGACCUCUACAAAUUUGUUGGGCGCAUACAUGUUUACCAGGAGAGAAAUGAGCCUAUUGUAAGGUCAUUAGGAUCAGAAAACCUGCUUCUUAGGGGAGCCUCUCUAAAGAACACUGAGAAAAUCUUUGGUGUGGCUAUAUAUACUGGCAUGGAAACUAAGAUGGCAUUAAAUUACCAGUCAAAAUCACAGAAACGAUCUGUUGUAGAAAAAUCAAUGAAUGUAUUCCUUGUUGUAUACCUCUGUAUUCUAAUCAGUAAAGCACUGAUAAAUACUGUCCUGAAAUAUGUGUGGCAGAGUGAUCCAUUUCGAGACGAGCCUUGGUUUAAUCAAAAGACCGAAUCAGAGAGACAGAGAAACCUGUUUCUCAAAGCUUUCACAGACUUCCUGGCUUUUAUGGUACUUUUCAACUACAUUAUUCCAGUGUCCAUGUAUGUCACAGUUGAAAUGCAGAAAUUUCUGGGCUCCUAUUUUCUUACCUGGGAUGAAGAUAUGUUUGAUGAAGAAACAGGUGAAGGACCUCUAGUUAAUACUUCUGAUCUAAAUGAAGAAUUAGGACAGGUAGAAUAUAUCUUCACAGAUAAAACAGGCACGUUGACUGAAAACAAUAUGGAAUUCAUAGAAUGUUGCAUUGAAGGCAAUGUCUAUGUACCUCAUGUCAUUUGCAAUGGGCAGAUCCUUCCCAACUCUGGAGGUAUUGACAUGAUUGACUCUUCUCCUGGAGUGAGUGGAAAGGAGAGGGAAGAGCUAUUUUUUCGAGCUCUCUGUCUUUGCCACACUGUUCAGGUGAAGGAUGAUGUUUUAGUAGAUGGACAGAAAAAGUCACCCGAUUCAUCAAGAUCUUGUAUAUAUAUUUCAUCAUCACCAGAUGAAGUAGCAUUAGUUGAAGGCAUUCAAAGACUUGGUUUCACAUACCUAAGACUGAAAGACAAUCACAUGGAGAUAUUAAAUAGAGACAAUGAUAUCGAGAGGUAUGAAUUAUUAGACACUUUGAGUUUUGAUUCAGUGCGGAGAAGAAUGAGCGUGAUUGUCAAAUCUGCUUCAGGGGACAUUUACCUAUUUUGCAAGGGAGCAGAUUCUUCAAUAUUUCCAAGAGUAUCAGAAGGCAAAAUAGACCAAGUACGAUCAAGAGUGGAACGCAAUGCAGUGGAAGGACUGCGAACUCUCUGUGUUGCCUAUAAAAAAUGUACACAGGAAGAAUAUGAUGAGAUUCAUGAGCUUCUACACUCAGCAAAAGUGGCACUUCAAGAACGAGAAAAAAAACUGUCCGAAGCAUAUGAGCAGAUUGAGACAAACCUUAUUCUGCUUGGUGCUACAGCUGUUGAGGACCGGCUCCAGGAGAAAGCUGCUGAUACCAUCGAAGCUCUUCAGAAAGCAGGCAUCAAGGUUUGGGUUCUGACAGGAGACAAGAUGGAAACAGCAGCAGCUACCUGCUAUGCCUGCAAGCUUUUCAGGAGAAACACCCAACUACUCGAGUUGACUACCAAAAAAAUUGAAGAGCAGAGCUUGCAUGACGUGCUCUUUGAGCUGAGUAAGACCGUCCUGCACUACAGUGGCAGUAUGACCAGAGACAAUUUCUCAGGACUUUCAAAUGAUCUACAAGAUUUUGGUUUGAUUAUUGAUGGAGCUGCAUUGUCACUAAUAAUGAAACCCCGACAAACUGGGAGCUCUGGAAACUACCGAGAACUCUUCCUGGAAAUCUGCAGAAACUGCAGCGCUGUGCUCUGCUGUCGGAUGGCCCCUCUACAGAAGGCACAGAUCGUGAAAUUGAUUAAACUUUCCAAGGAGCACCCUAUUACUCUAGCCAUUGGGGAUGGCGCAAAUGAUGUCAGCAUGAUUCUAGAAGCACAUGUGGGCAUAGGUAUUAUUGGAAAAGAAGGUCGUCAAGCUGCAAGGAACAGUGACUAUGCAAUACCGAAAUUUAAACACUUAAAGAAGAUGAUCCUUGUCCAUGGGCAUUUUUAUUACAUUAGGAUAUCUGAACUUGUGCAAUACUUCUUUUAUAAGAAUGUCUGCUUCAUUUUUCCUCAGUUUUUAUACCAGUUCUUCUGUGGAUUUUCACAACAGCCUUUAUAUGAUACUGCGUAUCUAACACUGUACAAUAUCAGUUUCACUUCCCUCCCCAUCCUCAUGUACAGUCUGAUGGAGCAGCAUGUCACCAGUGAUAUGCUCAAGAGAGACCCUUCGCUGUACAGGGAUAUUGCCAAGAAUGCUCUACUCCGCUGGCGAGUAUUCCUUUAUUGGACAUUCUUGGGCGUAUUUGAUGCUCUGGUAUUUUUCUUUGGUGCUUAUUUGAUGCUUGAAAACACGACAGUGACCAUCAAUGGACAGGUAUUUGGAAACUGGACCUUUGGAACUCUGGUGUUCACUGUGUUGGUAUUUACGGUUACACUAAAGCUUGCCCUUGAUACACACUACUGGACAUGGAUAAAUCAUUUUGUUAUUUGGGGAUCCCUGAUUUUCUACAUUGUCUUUUCUCUACUGUGGGGAGGAAUUAUCUGGCCUUUUCUCAGUUAUCAGAGGAUGUACUUUGUGUUCAUACAGAUGCUCUCUAGUGGUCCUGCAUGGUUGGGCAUCAUCCUGUUAAUAAUUGUCAGCCUUCUUCCAGAUAUUCUCAAAAAGGUUCUAUGUAGGCAGUUGUGGCCUACAGCAACAGAAAGAACUCAGAAUUCUUCAAGGCAAUGUCAGGACCAUAUUUCAGAAUUCACCCCUCUCGCCUCUCUAUCAAGUCCAACCUAUCGAAGCAAUGAGCUCUCCAGUUCUCCCCCUGCCACAAGGUCCCAUUCUCAUUCUAAAAAAGUGAUGCUGACAUACUGGAAUAGUCAUGAUUAUUCGUUCCUCCCGUUUGGGUUUAAUUUUUCCAAUAACUGUUACAAGUCCAGUGCAAGACACUGCUAUCAUGGGUCAGGUUUGGAAACGCCCGUAUGACAGAUCACCAAUUCAAGCCUUUAAAGAACUGCAUUUUUGAAUGUGUGUGUUUGUGUGUGUGUGCGUACGCAUGUGUGUGUGCGUAUGCGUGUGUGUGUGUGUGUAUGUGUGUGUAUUCUGUUUCCAGAAGAGGGAACAAAUACAUAAUAAAACAAACUAAGAAGUACUUGGCUCUCACUGUCUGGAGUAAAGAUUAGGCAGACAGAACUGAGAACCUGAAGUCUGUAUCCUUCCAGGCCUGAUGUGGCCUCUUCAAAAAAAAAUUUUUUGAACUGCUAAAGCAAUGAACAUCCUACACAGUCUGGUACUGUGAGACUGGUAGCACUUAGAAGUCCCCUUGUUCUAUGUUAAAGUUUUGGGAUUUUCUUUCUUCUUUCCUUUUUUUUUUUUUUUUUUUUUGCACAUACAUUGCUUGCUUCUAUUGUCUUCAGUCACUUGCUCUUACUUGAAGUGGAUAGUUUCAGUGAAUGACCUAUAUUUUAAUAUCAACAGUUCAGUUUCGAGCCAGAAGCUAUGACCUCAGAUAUCUCCAGUGACAGUUACUUCAUGCAUUUCACAGCUGUUUCUGAUAGUUCUCUUCGUCGUCCUCCUUCCUCAGCUCUCCCAAUUAGUUUUCCUCCCAUGCUUUGUAAAACACACUGGCGUGGCCUCUGUGAUCAUCUCUUGUCAGGAAACGCUCUUCGAAUGCUCGUAUUUUUGUAAGUGGCCAAAUUAGGCAUCUGUGUGAUUAUGUAUAUUGGUUUUCCUAGUAGAAAAAAAAAAAAAAGACAACACUUUAUACUUACCCCUACAAAGGGAAGUUGGUUUGUCAUAGGUAGUACUGUUAUUUUGCAUGUCAGACUCAAGGUCACUUGUGCUGAAUGUGUUAAUUUAUCACAAUACAUCCUAGAAAAGUUAGAGUAAAUUCAGUAAAUUCAUUUUUUAAUUCCCUUCCUAUCACCUCGCUGCCUCCAUGGAGAAAAAUGUUUAUAUGUAUGACUGUGUAAGUGAAUGUACUUGGUACAAAUUAGGAAACACUGAUAGUUUUUCCUCUGAAAGCUCUGAGAUACUAUUUUGUCAGACUUGAAAGUAUGGAGUUUUUUGGUUCCCUGUUGAUGGAAAUUUUUAUUCUAGGGCUUUAAAAGGGAAGGGGUAGUUUAGUAACAUUGGGGGGCUUUGGCACAAAUGAUUGACUAUAAUAUCAUUAUACUGCACCCUAUGUUGUAAUGAAAAGUUGGAAAUCUAGUUUUCUAAGACAUAACCACCAGGUGGCAAUUGUCUUUCAAAAUGGUCUUAAAACUUAUUUCCAAUUGAAAAGAUAUGGUUACAAGGUAGCCUUUUGAUUUUUUUUAAAAGCAAUACAGCCAGCUUGUAAUUCUUCCAAGGCUCUCUAAGGUUUACCAAACCUUGCACUAAUUUAACAACUAGGUGUGUCCUUUAUCUUGGGAUUUUAUCCAGUAUUUUGUUUGGAAGGUGUAAAUGACUGAAGGAUUGCUUUAAAAGUCCCCAUUACUUUUACAUACCCAGUGUUUAUUUAUAUGAACACUCUUCUUGACAUAUUUGAAUGACCAUUAAAUUAACAUAUUCAAUUUGGGAGUCAAAUGUAAACAGUAAAGACUGACUCCCUUUUAGAAAGGCCCAUUCCCAAAAGUGAUGAAGAGAAAGUGACAUGUGUAAGAAUCAACACAGAGGGCUUAUUCUUAGACAUUUGAUAUUAAGGUUAGACAUUUGAGAGCAUAGGGUUUCACCUAAUAAAAUAUUUCAUUUGAAUUAUAGAGAAUUUUUUUUACCUAAAUGGAGUACUAAUGAUAAGAACCAGUGAAUUAUUUUAAAGUUCUUAGAAUGUUUUAAUGAAUUAUGAGCACUUAUCAUACCAAAGAUUAGGCUGAAUAAAAUUUGACUGUCAACAAGAAGUCAUUUUACUUCCCUAGAGACUAAGAAGCAUAGCAUUUUUAGCUUGAAAAUUGAAUGUUAGCAUUUCAAUAAUAACCUUUUCAGUUUCCUCUGUCAUGGACUCUAGCAGUAUUAUAAACUUAGUCCUUGCCUCCUUGGAUGUCACACUCAGAAAUCAUACCAUUCAUAAACACUGGUGUAUGUAUUUUUUAAAGAUUUUUUUAAAACCUAAUAUGGGUAUAAAUAUGAUACCCGUAGUGGUGACAAAUUUUCUGUGCAUUUAGUUAACAAAUUAUUUGUAAUGUAUUUUUUUAGAAAUCUUAAAAUUGCCUUUGCACUGAAAUAUUUUUCAUAGCUGUUUAUAUAUCUCUUUUAUGCAUUCAUUUGUUAACACACCAUUUCUAAUUUUUUAACUAUGUUUUGAAAAAUUUUUUAAUUUUAUGGGUUUUGGCCACUUUACAUUUAAAUUUUGCUGAUAGUUGUGACUGAAUGUUUAAAAAUCUGAUGAAUGUGAAAAUUUUCAGAUUCGAUUUCUUGCUUUCUCUUUCUCCUAAACUGUUACUGUUUCUGAUGGUAGUAAUUAACAGAAGACACAUCUCCAAAUGGUAGUUUGCUAAGUUUUUUCACCUUAUUCCUUUGUUAACUUCAUGCUAUCAUUUUUUUUCUCAUUUCUAUCUUUUAGCCUUAAAUAAGAAAAUUCUUGCUUGGUGAUUGAAUAUGCUGGAUUGCUGCUCUGCCUACUAACCAAAAGUUUACUACAUCCUUUUAUUCUUUCAUUGAGAAUCACUAAAGACUUUACAGAGUCUAAAAUGUGUUUUAGAAAAUAGCCUGAAGAAUUGUUAAGUGUAUAUGCCUCCGUAUUUUAAAUAGAGUUUGCAAGAAGAGAUGCAGAUGUUUAGUGGCCAGAGACAGGGAAAUAGAGAAAAGGAGGAUCCCGUUGAAAUGGCACUUUUACAUCUGAUUCAAUAGCAGAUUCUUUAUAUUAAUUAGUUCCUAUCAUAUAUUUAAUGCCUUAUAAUGUCACAGGUUAUAUGAGAAUUCGCUGCAGGCCCUUGAAUUUAAAAAUCCUAUUUAUUGCAUCAGAUGUUACACAGAAAUAAUGAGGAAUCUAUAGUUUUACCCAAUGUGUGCAACUUCACAACCAGUCUGUGAUUCUAAAAUUAAGUCUGAAGGACUUACUUGAGGAAUAUGACAAUUAAGUUUAAUGACUUUUCCAGGGGUAUAGGACAAAUUUCUUGUCAGAAUCAGCAUUUGAACCUUGGGCUUUCUAGCAUAAAGUCCAGGAUUCUAUCUAAUAUGCCACAAUACCUCUGUGUGUCAGAAAUUAAUGACAAAGUUAGGAUUUAUCAUGUUUGGAUGCAAGCUCUACUGCUUCUGCUGUCUUCCCUUAGAAGUUUUUCUUUUUAAUAUACAAGUAUGUGAGUGAUCUUGUCUAUACUUCCAUCCCCCUAUUACUUCCAACUCCAUGGUAAUUCAUGACCAUGCACGCACACACAAACAUAUACACAUAAUCACACUCCUCUCUGGAGCUCUCAUCCUACCUUCCUUUUUCCUGAGGUGUUUCCAGACUUUGUUCCUUCCCACUCCACUCCCCAGUAGAAGUCUCUGACCACUUCUGUGAAGCCUGUAUCCCAUCUGCAUUCAGCUGAUAGGCUCUUAGCAAAGUCAUUAUAGCAUACCUUUCUCCAGUAGGCAGACUGAUUAGGUACCAUCCCAACCCAAUUUCUUUAAUGAUAAGUGUAAAGGCUUCCCUGGACAGAGAUUUUUCUCUCUCAGGGAAACUCCAUCUAAAAUAUCUAAUCUCUGCUCACUGUCCUUCUGUUAAGAGAGCUCUCUGGGAACCCAGAAAGGAAGCUAAGGCUUCCAAAGAAGGCACUCCCAGUUCUAUUUAAGUGCCCUCUGGAGGAGGCUGGGCUCUCUGAUUUUUUGGAAGGGAAUAGUCUCAUUCCAUAAUCCUAUGGAGUAAGGAAGUUCUCUGUGUGUCAAUUUGGUUUCAAGAAAUAACACAAAACUUCCCUACAUAUUUGAUUCAAUAGAGUGAAAAGGGCAGAUCAAAUUUUAAUGAAGUGUGGGAGAGUUGUAUCUCACAUUGGACAUUGACAUUCAUUACAGCUAAUUUAUCUGGGAUAGAUUGGGGAGCGAGGGGAGAGAAGCAUGUUGGAGAGAGAAGGAGAAUGACAGAUUUUGUAUCACUUCCUAGCUUGCCUUGAUUAAAUUGUUGCAGCUUUAACAAAAAUGUUUCAUACAUGCUGUUAGAACCAUUUUAAAUAGACAUCAACCAAAUGUUCUGUGAAAGCUGGAGAAAGUAUUUCAAGCUUUGUCUUUUUCUUAACCACCGAAUUUUUAUGUAUUUCUGCACUGGUUAGUAAGAAAUGAUUACCAUUGUUUUUAUCUCAUAGUAUCAUUGAGAUUAUUUAUUUGACACGUAAUACAAAGACUUGGAUUUUGCUUUCUUGCAUUACUUAUUUUUCUGGUAUCGCCCAUUUGUUUGGAUCCCAUUGGUAUGCAAUUUUCAAACUGGGAGAAAAAUGUUGGUGAACCACUGCAGUCUUUUUUUUUUAAUUUUGAAAGCCAGGGUUUAGGGGGAAUGGGGGACAAGAAUCAUUCUGAUAAUAACAAAGCUUUAAUGGAAACUUGUUGGAAGUAUUAUAAAAGUGUGAUUCUACUUUUGCAGAAAAAAAAUCUAAAGAUCAGUUUAUAUAGCUUUAUUUUUUACUUUAUCAAAAUAUACAGAAUUUUAAUAUACUGUACAUUGUCUCUGACUGAAAUUAUUAUAUGUGUAUAUGCAUUGCCAUUGAAAAAUAUCCAUUCAUUAUGUAAUAUAAAGGCAAAUCUUCCAAAAAUGCCACUGGAGGAAAAAGUAGUUACCACUGUAUUUAACAUAAAUGGUAUCUGUAGUUGUCAUCAUCAUGAAAUAUUGGAAUUUCUUUUUUAAUUGUUAAAUUCAAUAGGUGCAUUUAACAGACAAUAAAUCAGCCUUUAAACAGUAAUGUUUAAUUGGUAACAAUUCAUUAACUUGCUCUGAAAAGUCAAACUAUGGACUCAAUUGCUACAUUUCUGUAAAGUUUAUUUUGUAUGCUGCUGUUUUUAACUUUCAUUUCUGAAGAUAUCAAAAUAUAACCUGUUAAAAUUCAGCUUUCGAAUUUUUCUGUAGAUUAUAUAAGCAGGAAUUCAGACUGCUUGCAAUAAAAAAAUGGCUGGUUUAGUUUCUUCACAAACAAAUAAAAAUCUCACAAGGGG